AUGCAAGAGGGGGAGCAGGAGGAGGACGCGGCCGAAAGAGGGGGCGGAAGUAGCGAGCCGCUCAGGGGGACGGCUCACGCCCCGAGCCAGACGACACAGGACAACUCCACGUGCGCGAUCCCGAAGAUGUGCGAGCGCGGCUCUACAACGCCCCAUGCUGGACCGGGAGGCCCCCGCCUCUGGAAUUCCUGCACCAAGGGGAGGCCGGGAGACUGGGGGCACUGCCGGAGGCAGCGAGGCAAAUUGAUCCAACGAGGAGUGUCCUGGCUGAGCCAAUCACGGAGUGAGCCACUGGCCCAGGGAGAGGCGUUGGAGGGCCAAGCCAAACAGCGCCUGGCUGCGAUGAUUCGUGCUCUCUUGUCUUUUCUUGAUUUGCGUGGCUACUUCUAA
Prorocentrum cordatum is the source of this 390-nucleotide messenger RNA. NCBI's taxonomy places the organism in Eukaryota, Dinophyceae, Prorocentrales, Prorocentraceae. The record is from the annotation of a GenBank genome assembly.